UGACACAGCGCUCCUGCUCCGCCAUUUGCACCAGAGCUGCGAGAGCUCGCGCAGUCGCAGUGGUGUCUCCCGGUGGCGGCCCGGCCCGGUCCAGCGCCGCUGCCUGCUGUUUCCCGCCCUUUCUCUCCUUCAGCGGCCGCGCGCCGCUGUCCGCCUCCCGUUCCCUCGGGCGGUGCCAUGGCGGGCGAGGCGGCGGCCCCGCCGCUGAAGGUGCUGGCCGCACAGCUGCGGGGCGCGGUGCGGGACGUCGGCGGGACGUGGCGGCUGGACCGGGCGGAGGCGGGCCGGGCGCCGUUGUGCCUGCGGGCCGUGUGGAUGCAGGGCACCGUGCUGCAGGUGGAGCGCGGCGGCGGCGGCGGCUCGGCCCGGCUGCGGGACGGUAGCGGCCCCUUCACCGUGCUGGGCGUGGAGGACGUGCCCCGGGGGCGGCCGUGCCUCAGCGCAGGGAAGUAUGUGAUGGUGAUGGGAGUGGUGCGGUCCUGCAGCCCCGAGCCUGUGCUCCGAGCAAUAAAGAUGACGGACCUUUCUGAAAACCCGGUGCAUAAGGAGAUGUGGAGCCUGGAGGUGGAGGAGCUGCACAGAGUCAUCCCCUGAAUACUUCUGCCUAAAAGAUUUGAAAUGAAUACGUUUCAUGGUUUGGUUACUGACUUCUGAGAAGGGAUCUUAAAGACAUGAAGGGAGAAUGUGAAACUGGGCUGGUAUUUACCAUUCCAGAAAGGCUCAAGCUGAGAUGCAGAUGAAAUCCAGUUAAGUUUUUGGGAGAUUCGUAGAAGCAGCUAUCCAGUGAGUUAUAAUUCCUACAAUAAUAAUCUUGAAAUUCUAAGCAGGUAAAACAUCUUGAGUAUCUGGAUCUUUGAGAAUGGAUGUCGCAGCCACCUGGAGAACCACUCCAUUACACCCUGUGUGCUGUUAUGGUGCGUGGUGUUGCCAGCUCUCACAGAGGACACUAUUUUCUGCUUUGUUAAGGUAUAAGAAAACAUUUCCGUGUUGGUGGUCAGGAGGAUGCACACCAAUUUUUACGCUUCACUGUUGAUGCUAUGCAGCAAGCAUGUUUGCAUGGAUGCACCAUAUAAGCAUCAAGGAAUUCACUUUUACAUGUUCUCCAGCACCUUUGAGACCCUCAUUUAUGAUCAUGAAAGCAUGUCUUUGCCGUGGAUUGCAUAAAACCAUUAACUCUGUGGAUCAAAUGUUCUGAGGGCCGAUCCUGCUUUAAUUCCGGAUUGGACAGCUGCCACUGUCAUUCAUCAAAUAUAUGGAGGAUUUCGGAGAUCAAGAGAAUGUCUCAGCCACCUGCAGAAUCACUCUGUUACAGCCUGUAUGCUGUUCUGUUGCAUACUGGUGCCAAGCAAGAAAGGUGUGCAUCAUUCUUGAGGAUAUUCUCCUGAAAUGAGGAACAAAGAACCAGGAAAAGAAAACAUAAUCCAGAAGAGAAGUGAGCGUGAACCAGAACAGAAGUGGAGAAAGACUGAAUAGAAAAAACUAGAAAACCUAAGAAAGCCAAAAACAAAAAGAAGCCUGAAGAUUAACAUCAAAUGUACUACAAGUCACCCUCUUCCUGCAGGAGCCAAGCAUUUGCCAGAUCUCCUUAACUCUCUUCUUUUGGACCAUCCUUGGUCUUGUAUGUAACACAAGAACUUCGUUGGCUCUGUGUGCAAGGUGAGUGUAGCAAAGCUCCCCUGGGGAGUUCCCAGUCUGCCUUUGGAGUCACCUCACAUUGAACUACAGCUGUUCAGAGAGACUGUUUUAAAUACAGUUCAUCUGAAUAACACGCCUGGUUUGGUAAGAAGGGUGCUUACAAGAGCAGGUAUCAUCCAUAUUUUAAAACUGACUGUUAAUCUCUGCACAAAAAUCUGACCAGUUAACUCCCAGUCCCAAUAAAGGAGGAGCUCUACAGUAGCAUAUAGUUUCACACUUUAUUUUUGAGAAUGGCCAGGUUUAAGCAAAAGGUCUUAAUGAUAAAUGACAACAUUAAUAUUGCAGUGGAUUUACACAGAACAUUACAUUUUUAACAAUGAUUGGUUGGUAUUUGUCAUGCAAAUCACUUGUGUACACCAAGUAAUGCUUAUAUCAAUACAUAUCUGUACAGCAUUUACAUUUUAUAUUUAAACUCUAACUAGAAACA
Molecule: messenger RNA, 2122 nt
Organism: Numida meleagris (helmeted guineafowl)
Lineage: Eukaryota; Metazoa; Chordata; Aves; Galliformes; Numididae
Gene: RMI2
Product: RecQ mediated genome instability 2
Exons: 10
Coding region: 178-594 (138 amino acids)
Biological process (GO): regulation of sister chromatid segregation; DNA repair; maintenance of rDNA
Cellular component (GO): cytosol; nuclear speck
Source: RefSeq, a predicted model, not a curated record